Messenger RNA from Penicillium argentinense, 2691 nucleotides. RefSeq names its product tethering complex subunit PEP5. The record is from RefSeq and is a predicted model, not a curated record. The transcript has 8 exons. Gene Ontology annotation, biological process: organelle fusion; endosome organization; vacuole organization. Bases 1 to 2691 code for a protein of 896 amino acids. Lineage: Eukaryota; Fungi; Ascomycota; Eurotiomycetes; Eurotiales; Aspergillaceae. Gene Ontology annotation, molecular function: protein-macromolecule adaptor activity; protein binding. Gene Ontology annotation, cellular component: HOPS complex; endosome.
AUGGCACUUACAUCAAGUGACCUCUCAAGUCUCUGCACCGGAUCCUCAAACAUCUUUCUCGGCACCGUCGAUGGCUUCGUACAUAUCGUCACCUCGUCGUUCCGUGUCGUCCGCUCGUUCAAGGCCCACGACACGGGAUCUAUAACGCACAUGAAACAGAUCAACGGCACUUCAUUGCUAGUGACAAUUUCGGAAGACCUCUCUAAUGAGCCAGUAUUGAAGGCCUGGGCCUUGGAUACAGAGAAAAAGACGGAGGACCGAGCAUUUGCAGCCUUGGACGACCUCUCGCAAGUGGCAAUUGGGUUCGCGAAUGGAUCCGUGACAAUCAUCCGAGGCGAUCUCAUUCAUGAUCGCGGCGCACGACAGCGGAUUGUCUUUGAAUCAGAAGAGCCAAUCACCGGCCUUCAAACGCAAAGUGGUCUUAUAACGGUUCUCUAUAUCUCAACGACAAGUCGCAUCUUGACCCUAGUCAUUGCCGGCCGAGGGCAGGGUCAGCCGGCACGAGUGUUGGAGGAUACUGGGUGUGCACUUGGGUGUAUGACUGUCGAUAACGAAACGGGCGAUAUCCUCAUCGCGCGAGAAGAUGCAAUUUAUAUGUAUGGCCCUCGCGGUCGUGGUCCCAGCUAUGCGUUCGAGAGUUCCAAGACUUCCAUUAAUUCUUUCCGGGAUUAUGUCGCACUAGUUUGCCCGCCAAAAUCUGGGCCGGACAAGGGUGAUACACUGCGAAAAUAUGGAGUCAACUCGGCGGACGAUAUUCUUGGAACUACCACAUUCACGCUGCUGGACACGGAUCUAAAAUUCAUUGCGCAUAGCGAGUCGUUGCUCUCGCCAAUGAAGCAUGUUUUCAUUGAAUGGGGUGAUCUCUUUCUUCUAACCACAGAGGGAAAGAGACUAGAAAUCCUCUACGAGCGGAAUCUCUACAUUUUGGCCAUCAAUCUCGCACAGAAAACCGGCAUCGACACUUUGCAGCAGAAUGCAAUCUAUCGCAAAUACGGCGACUUUUUGUAUCAACGUGGUGACUAUGACACUGCCAUGCAGCAAUAUCUUCGAGCAAUCGACAAUACCGAGCCAUCCCAGUACUUGGAUACGCAGCGCAUUCAUAACUUGAUUGAGUAUCUGGAGGAGCUGCACGACCAUGGCCAUGCCACAGUAGAUCAUACAACACUGCUGUUGAACUGUUAUGCAAAACUGAAAGACACAAGCAAACUGGAUUCAUUCAUCAAAGCUCCUGGCGAGCUGAAAUUUGAUUUGGAGACUGCCAUUGCAAUGUGUCGACAAGGAGGAUACUUCGAGCAGGCUGCCUACCUCGCCACCAAGCAUGGCGAGAAUGACAUGGUUGUUGACAUUCUGAUUGAGGACUCCAAGAAAUAUGCAGAGGCAGUAGAGUACAUUUGGCGACUUGAACCCGAAUCGGCUUAUCACAACUUGAUGAAAUAUGCUCGCGUAUUACUUGCCCAUUGCCCGGAAUCGACAACGGAACUCUUCAAAGUCUAUUACACUGGCAAAUUUCGACCGCGCACCGAGAUUAUUGAAGCCGAACCCCAAACCCAACAAACGAGUUCAAUACAAAGUCUCGCCAACAUCCUACCACUGCGCUAUAUGACGGGCGGGACUGGUGCUCAACCGGAGACUCUUCCUACCACCGAUGAGAACAAUUACGAAGAACCACUGCCGUACAAAGUUCCAAAGCCACGUACCGCUUUCUCUGCUUUCGUGGAUCAUCCACAUGAAUUCGUCGGCUUCUUGGAGACGCUUGUGGAGAAACAAGACCUAGAGCAGGAAUCAAAAGUGGAUCUCUUCACAACGCUUUUUGAGAUGUAUCUUGACACGGCAAAGAGCAAGAAAGAUACCACUGAGAAGCAAGAGUGGGAUAACAAGGCUAAAAAGCUCAUCGAAGGGAAAGACAUACCAAUUUCCACAUCAAACGUUCUCCUUCUUUCAGACCUCUCUAACUUCCGCGAAGGUUCUACGCUCGUCCGCGAACAAGAAGGCCUUCGCUUAGACAUAUUCCGCUCUUUCACCUCUGCCAAAGAUACACAGGGUGCCAUCCAAGCGCUUCGGCGCUACGGACCCGAUGAGCCCCAGCUCUACGUCGAUGCCUUGGCAUAUUUCGCUUCAAGUCCACAAAUCCUUGAAGAGGCAGGCGACGAGUUGGAUGCGGUACUUCAGCGCAUUGACCAAGAUGGUCUCCUUUCCCCUCUGCAGGUCAUUCAAGCUCUCAGCAACAACGCAGUUGUAACAAUGGGCCGAGUGAAGAAAUACCUUAGCGCAAAUAUCGACCGUGAACGCAAGGAGAUUUCGACAAACCGCCGCCUCAUCUCAAGCUACAAAUCCGAAACAGCAACGAAACAACAAGAACUCUCGAAUCUAGCCACCCAGCCCGUUGUCUUCCAAUCCCGCCGUUGUCAGUCCUGUGGUGGAACCCUUGACCUACCUACUGUCCACUUCCUCUGCCGCCAUUCCUUCCACGAACGCUGUCUCAACCGUGUCGAUGACGACGCCCAGUGCCCUGUCUGUGCCCCGACGAACUCCACGCUUCGUGCUAUUCGGCAGCGACAGGUAGACUCGGCAGAUCAGCAUGAUCUGUUCAAGGCGGAGUUAUCGCGUUCCCGUGAUCGAUUCGGAGUUGUUAGUGACUUCUUUGGGAGGGGUGUUAUGAGAUCACAGGCGACGAUGGAGGAGUCUGCGUGA